Messenger RNA from Leptopilina heterotoma, 923 nucleotides. RefSeq lists its product as uncharacterized. The record is from RefSeq and is a predicted model, not a curated record. NCBI's taxonomy places the organism in Eukaryota, Metazoa, Arthropoda, Insecta, Hymenoptera, Figitidae. Bases 306 to 857 code for a protein of 183 amino acids. The transcript is spliced from 2 exons.
AUUAAAGGUGAGAAUUUAAAUAUUAAUUCCAAAAUUAAAUAAGAGAUGUCAAUUAUUACAUUUCUAUUGACCUCUCUCAAAUACAACCUUGCGUACCAAUAAUAUAAAUACGCGAGCCGGGCAGUGAAAUAUCGCAGCUCAUACGAACGAAUUUACACUGGUAUAAGUACGAAUGUACCUUUGCUGAGACGAACGUGUGUGGAGAGCCAAGCACCUGUGCAGAGAGCCAAGCGGUUAUACAGAGAGCCAAGCAGCCAGAAGGAGAGGGGAGCCUAGAGAAGUCGACUACUAGAAAGCAGCAUAUCAUGGAAACAAAAAACUCAUCUACACAAACUCUACCUAGGCCAUUCAUUGAACAGCGAGACGUAUGCCUUCAAGCCAAUUUGGCUAGACCAUUUUUCAUAAGAGUAAAAAAGGCAGAACACAAGAUCAUGACCUGCAGACCAAGAACCAUCACACCAAAAAAAAAGAAGGCAACUCGCAGGAAGAACUACAAAGUGAGCCCCGUAGAAACAGAUCCAAAUCCAAAAAUAGAAAUUCCUAUUAUGAAGAAUGUAGGCAUUGAUCCAAUGGAUCCAAGUAAUUUUGCUAAUAUAGUAAAACUCUAUAGAAAUAAACAUCUACAAAAACCAAUACAAAAACCAACAAUUAGAAAGAUUCAAAAAGUUAAAAUCAACCCCGUUUGUCUCCCAUUAAUCUUGGCACAAUACCACAAAGACAAACAAAUAAAGACACAAAACACUAAAAACACAACCAACACCCAAACAAACGACGAAAGCAUUAUAUUAGAUAUAUCAGACACAGAAAAAAUCGAAAUUGAAAACAUGUAUUGUGAUAUAAACAAUAAUAAAUCAUAAUUCAAUAUUUGAUAUAAACGAAUCUUAGUUUUCUUUAAUUUUAACAAUCCGAACUAAAAAACCAAA